This is a messenger RNA of Trypanosoma grayi, 2496 nucleotides long. Its product is annotated as putative serine/threonine protein phosphatase type 5. Gene Ontology annotation, cellular component: mitochondrion; cytosol. The transcript has a single exon. Lineage: Eukaryota; Euglenozoa; Kinetoplastea; Trypanosomatida; Trypanosomatidae. Bases 1 to 2496 code for a protein of 831 amino acids. Gene Ontology annotation, molecular function: heat shock protein binding. The record is from RefSeq and is a predicted model, not a curated record.
AUGUCAACAAACCAGCACGAGGGCAUGGCACCGUCGCGGCAGGAGGUGGAAGAGUGGCUUGAGCGCAUCGACGAAAUUACGGCGUCCGUCGAGGAGAUACUGAAUGAGGAUCCAAUGGAGGCGGCACAGAGACGGCAAGAGCGGGAGGCCCUACGCCGUGAAAAUGAAGCGAAGGAAAACCGCGAGAAAGUAAAGAUGCGCUACGAUCCACGGUACUACACCCGCUUUGAGAAUGAUGAGGUCAUUGAUAAGCUGCUGAAAGAGGUUGACCAAGAGGGCGGCAAGCGCCUAGGGGCUUGUAAUGACACGUCCUGUUACAGCAGAGCGGAGCGGGUGUCUUUGGAGGAGACACUUCGGCUGAAGGAAGAGGCAGCGAGGGCCGUUAAGGCAGCCGAAUGGGAAAAGGCACACGAGCUCUACACAACUGCGAUCACCCUCAAUACAGUGGAUGAAGUACUUCAGCGCACGCUUCGAAACAACCGUGCCCUUGUGCAGCUAAAGCUGAAGCACUACCUCGACGCUGUGGAUGACACGAGUUAUGUGCUACAGGGGGAGCCAAGAAACAUGAAGGCGCUGCUUCGGCGCUCGACAGCGCUGAGACACCUGCAUCGCCCCGUAGAUGCGCUGAAGGAUGCCGAGACAGCGCUACAGAGGGAACCAACUAGCAAGGAGGCUGUGGAGCUUGCACACUGGCUUCUACGGGCAAAGAAAGAGCACGGCACGUGCGCCGUAUUCCAGCACCAUCACCCGGAAGAGGCAAAACGUUUGAAGGAUGCUGUUGGCGCAUUGACCACCGCUGUAGCGGUAUUGCGCGAGGCUCACGCCAAGCACACCGACGAAAACCAUGGGGAAGGUGAGGCUGAACAAGACAAUGAGAAUGUGGCGUUGGUGCAGGCCGCUGAGAAUGUGCGCCUCUGCCUUAUGGUGAUUCAGUCCUUUCAUUGCGGUGCUGCCAUGCUGUUCGUCCUCUUCAACGGUAUGCCACCACUGACGGAGCUCGUCUGUGCACUUCUUUGUAACGGAGGAAAGGGACUUUUUGGUUCUGUGGGCGAUGACACAGGAGUACGAAUGUCGACGAGUAGAAUGGUAUUUGUUGUCUCUGCUCGCCUUCUAGCUCUUAUUCUCCUCGGAAGUGAGACAGGCGCUGACGAAUUGGAGCUUUCCACUGUUACGGAUCUCUCGGUGAAUUUAGCUGAAGCACUGGCGUCUGCCAUAAAGCAGGAAUCUGCGGUGAAUCGUGAGGGCGCUGCAAAGGCCUUGACAAUCGCCAUUCUGCAAUUGUUGGAGGGUCUGGCAGUGCGUUUCCCAGUUCAAGUGCACACGCAUUGCGGUGCGGCGAUAAUGAUGGCAUGGGAUGCAAUGUCCAAACGACAACCUGAUCCAUCACUGCUUUUUGUUUACUGCGGUGUCUUGGAGGCACUACUCAAGGAGCCGAGCGUUACAGUGGCUUUCACAGAGGUGGCCCGAGGGCGUUUGCCACACGUCGUCAAGAUGGCCCUCACGACGGGACCGGAGCAGUUGCAAGAAGCCGGCCUCUCCUUGGCGGUGCGUGCAUCAUAUGCCAGCAGAGAUUGGGCCAAGGCAAUGAGCUCCUUGGAUUUCAACCGCCUUCUGGUGGCUUUGCUGCCACCGCCUCAGAAGGGUUGUGGUAAUUCGUUGUCACCACGCACAGAGGAGGGUCUAUAUGCUUUGGUGUAUAACCUCUUCCUGCAGUCGGAGUCGCGGUCUCAGUACGUGGAACAGUGGCGGUUCGCAACGGAUCCAGCCUGCAGAGGCGAGCCCUCCUUUGCGUUGCGUACAUGGCGGUCGCUAUGCGAUCGAGUCCUCUCAAACGGAGCGUCAACGGGGGGUAUAACUGCUCGUUCAAAAAUGAUGGGGGUUAUUUCCAAGUUCUUCCCGCACGAUGAGUCUCUUCGAGUUGCAAUGUUGGAGGGGGAGGAGACACUGUGGUCGAUACUGGAAGCAGCGAUUGCAUCACUCGAAGAAGCCUCCUCCAACGCCGUCUCUGACGCAGCGUCAAAUGACACUGACAGAGUGUCAAGUGAGGCUGUCUACAUGGAACUUGUGGAGCAUGUGACAACCUGUCUUGCCUCUUUUUAUUCUCGGGGCCUCCUACCAAAGGAAAAAGGCCUUGCGUCUCGGAACCGCAUUGCCGUCUUGCUACGCAUUAUUCGCUGCGCGGGGGACCAGCACAUGGUUGCGUUGGGGAAUGCGGCGCUGCUGGGAUCCCUCGUUCCCCCCACUGGUUGCGAUCACUGGGAGGCGCUUCAGGGUGUCAAGGUGCUUUUGGAGGGCCUGCGGGGUGUGCGCGAGGCCAUAUUCGCAUUAGAGCAUGACGGCAAGAAGGGCACUGCGCGGUGGACCCACGCCCAGGCUGCACAGAAGAACCUCGCGAUAGCGCUCUCGAGGUGCUGCGCGGAGGAGUCGCAGCGGGAGCGCCUGCGUGAGUUGAAGGGUUUCGAGACGCUCCAUGCUGUUCUUGAGCAGGUGCUGUGA